AUGCAGUAUGCCCGUGAACUGUUCUCUAGGAAGGUUGUGGGAUACCCUUUGAUAGGGUUAUGGAACGUCUCGCGGAAAUCAGCAAAUAACGCUCAUAGAACUCCUGCUGUGGUUAUUUGCGGCCGAUCGAAUGUUGGUAAAUCAACGUUGAUCAACGAGAUUCUCUAUGGGCGUCAAUUCGAUGCUAAUAAGUAUCGAAUUCGGUGGUCUUCUGAUAACAUAACGCACGCCCCAGUCUCCAGAAAGGCAGGGAGGACUAGGCAUGUAUUUCGCUUUGACCUCGGUGAUAGAUUGCGACUGGUGGAUCUCCCUGGUUAUGGCUUUGCUGAUGUUGAAGGAAGUGUACGCGACGAGUGGGCCACGUUGAUAGAAAGGUAUCUCGAGGUCGCUGGAGAAGAUUCAGAACAGGUCCAACGCGUGAUCAGCUUGGUUGACUCUAGGAGAGGCGUUAAGGGCUUGGACCGUGCCCUAUGGGAGAUGUUGCAGGAAAAGAAAAUUCCCUUCCAGGUUGUUCUAACAAAAGUGGAUCUAGUGAGGGACGUUUACGGCCUCCAUGAUGUGAUGGAGAAUACUAUAGCUUUACUACAGGAAUACGAUCGAGAGCUCCUAUGGCCUUAUGUACACUCAGUGUCUAGUUUGCACAAGCAUGGAGUUAACGACUUGUUGUUGAGCCUCUCAGCUGUUGCUAGGGAUUUCGAGAUGGUCAAUAAGGCUCGUAUGGUGUCGGGUGGUAGAUAG
Perkinsus marinus ATCC 50983 is the source of this 738-nucleotide messenger RNA. RefSeq names its product GTP-binding protein/GTPase, putative. Gene Ontology annotation, molecular function: GTP binding. The record is from RefSeq and is a predicted model, not a curated record. Bases 1 to 738 code for a protein of 245 amino acids. The transcript is spliced from 6 exons. NCBI's taxonomy places the organism in Eukaryota, Perkinsozoa, Perkinsida, Perkinsidae.